This is a messenger RNA of Emys orbicularis (European pond turtle), 1686 nucleotides long. It is a transcript of the gene ACOT12, whose product is annotated as acyl-CoA thioesterase 12. Bases 1 to 1686 code for a protein of 561 amino acids. The transcript has 15 exons. Gene Ontology annotation, cellular component: cytosol; extracellular exosome. The record is from RefSeq and is a predicted model, not a curated record. Gene Ontology annotation, molecular function: acetyl-CoA hydrolase activity; fatty acyl-CoA hydrolase activity; lipid binding. Gene Ontology annotation, biological process: acyl-CoA metabolic process. NCBI's taxonomy places the organism in Eukaryota, Metazoa, Chordata, Testudines, Emydidae.
AUGGAGCCUGCCGAGGGGCAGAGCAGCGGCCAGGUGCGCAUGUGCCAGACCAUCUUCCCCGCGCACGCCACGCACCGCGGGGAGCUCAGCGCCGGCCAGCUCCUCAAGUGGAUCGACACCACCGCCUGCCUGGCAGCUGAAAAACAUGCUGGUGUAUCCUGUGUGACAGCGUCAGUGGAUGACAUACAAUUUGAAGAGACUGCCAGAGUUGGACAAAUUAUCAUCAUCAAAGCAAAGGUAAACCGAGCAUUCACUACUAGCAUGGAAGUUGGUGUCAAGGUUACAGUACAGGAUAUCUUGACUAGUGUUCAGAAACUUAUUAGUGUGGCUUUCUCUACAUAUGUAAUAAGACCAGUUGGUGAUGAAAAGGUUAACUUAAAACCAGUCAAGCUUCAGUCUCCACAAGAUCAUCUGGAACAUAGUCUGGCUAUUGAGAGAAGAAGAAUACGACUGGACCAUGAACAUGUCUUUGAGACCCUAAUGCAAGAGAGUAAUAUGGAAGAUGGUCACUGUGAUAAUGUAAGUGACACAGAGGAAGAUACUAUUUCAACUGAUCUAACCCAUGUGCAGAGCAUUGAACUUGUCCUGCCUCCUCAUGCAAACCAUCAUGGAAAUACAUUUGGUGGCCAGAUUAUGGCGUGGAUGGAGACAGUAGCUACUAUUUCAGCAAGCCGUCUCUGUCAUUCAUAUCCCACCUUGAAAUCAGUUGAUAUGUUUAAAUUCCGGGGACCCUCCACUGUUGGUGAUCGUCUUGUCUUCAAAGCAAUAGUUAACAACACAUUUCAGAAAAGUGUUGAGGUUGGCGUUCGUGUUGAGGCCUACAACUGUGAGGAGUGGACCAUAGGCCAUGCGCGGCAUAUUAACAGCGCUUUUCUGAUUUUUAAUGCUGUAAAUGACAAAGGAGAGCUCCUCACCUUUCCCAGAAUCAAACCCACUACAAAGGAUGGUUUGAGAAGAUAUCAUGGAGCUAUUGCACGCAGAAGAAUUAGACUAACCAGAAAAUACAUCCUUUCCAAUAAGGAAGACACUCCCUCCUCUGAUCUCUGGGAUACAAGCAACCAGGCAUGCUUGAGUUACAGCAGUGUAGCCACCCUGACAGUCCUGGCAACAAAAUGUGGAUGGGAAAUAACCAGCACUCUGGAUAAUAUAAAAAUAUUCACACAUGAGGAGAGUGAUACCUUGUCUGUCAAGGUAGAAAUGCAAGUGAGGAUACCAUCAAAUCUAGCUUUCUUCCUUUUGUCUGACUUCAGACUCCGCAGGCAAUGGGACAAACAUUACUUAACUUGUGAGGUCAUAGAGAAUGUGAAUGAAGAUGAGAAGAUAUAUCACAUUACAUCGCCAUCAGUGAAUGGAGAUAAAUCCAAAGAUUUUGUAGUUCUUGUGUCUCGAAGACAGCCCUGUAAGACUGGUGACCCUUACAUAAUAGCUGUGAGGUCAGUUACCCUGACAUCUGUGCCACCUUCUCCAACCUAUUGCAGAAGUGAAAUCCUAUGUGCAGGAUUCCUGAUCCAUAGUGAUGGCAACAACUCCUGUACGGUGUCUUACUUUAACCAAGUUACCUCUGGUGUUCUGCCUUACCUUGCUGCAAAUCUCACUGGCUCAUCAAAAUCCAUUGAGGACACCGCUUCUGCAUGCAUCAGGUUCUUGGAGAUGGACAGUAGCAAGAUUUACAGUAUUUUGUUUUAA